Molecule: messenger RNA, 620 nt
Organism: Nicotiana attenuata
Lineage: Eukaryota; Viridiplantae; Streptophyta; Magnoliopsida; Solanales; Solanaceae
Product: protein yippee-like At4g27745
Exons: 2
Coding region: 167-490 (107 amino acids)
Source: RefSeq, a predicted model, not a curated record
GUCUAAUUAUUGAUGCCAGCAACUUGAAGAAAGCUUUUGCUUCAAGCAAACAACAAAUCUUUAAUUCUACAAACUAAUUGGAUUCAUUUACUAUUAAUUAAACUUAUAACUUGCUUCCAAACUCCAAGAUCUCUAGUUUUGAAACAAUUUAUUUUAUAUACAACAUAUGGAAGAAGGAUUAGUCGGUCCACGGAUAUACAGUUGCUGUAAAUGCCGAAAUCAUAUUGCUCUUCAUGAUGAUAUCGUCUCCAAAAAUUUUCAGGCAAGAACAGGGAGAGCUUAUUUAUUUACACAUGCCAUGAAUGUAGUAAUAGGGCAGAAGGAAGAUCGGCAACUAAUGACAGGUUUGCAUACUGUGGCAGAUGUUAAGUGUUGUGAUUGUGGAGAAGUUUUAGGAUGGAAAUAUGAAAGAGCAUAUGAUGAAAGCCAGAAAUACAAAGAAGGAAAAUUUGUUUUCGAAAGAUUUAAGAUUGUAAAGGAUCAUUGGUAGCUAUGGCCUAUGUGGGAAAUUGAUGUUGAUUUCACAUAUUUGAAGUGUAAUUAUGUGCCUAAUUGGAAAAUUUGUACAAAGAAUCUGAACAUUAUUUGUUUGAUAAAUAAACUUUUUUUUGUUUUCCACC